Messenger RNA from Ostrinia nubilalis (European corn borer), 877 nucleotides. RefSeq lists its product as uncharacterized. The transcript is spliced from 6 exons. Gene Ontology annotation, molecular function: serine hydrolase activity. NCBI's taxonomy places the organism in Eukaryota, Metazoa, Arthropoda, Insecta, Lepidoptera, Crambidae. Bases 1 to 771 code for a protein of 256 amino acids. The record is from RefSeq and is a predicted model, not a curated record.
AUGAAAUUGGACAAGCAGCCCAACAAACCGCUGUGCAUCAUCAUGAACUGGAUGCUAGCGCGGCCGCAGCACGUCCAGAAGUAUGCCUCGUUAUACCUGGAGCAGGGCUUCGACGUGGUCUCCGUGUCCUGCUCGCCGUGGCAGCUCAUGUGGCCGCAGAAGGGAUCACAGCUGGUCGGAGCAAGCCUCAUGAAGUUCAUGGCCGCGAACGGGCACAAGCCGCUGGUGCUGCACGGCUUCUCGGUCGGCGCCUACGUCUGGGCCGAGGCUCUCGUCUACGCGAUGAAGGAUAAGGAGAAAUAUCAACCAGUCCUGGACCGAGUGCGCGCUCAAGUGUGGGACUCGGCGGCCGACAUCACCGAGAUUCCCGUCGGCUUCCCCUCCGCUGUGUUCCCGAAAAAUAUGUUCCUACAGAACGCUCUAAGGACCUAUACCAAAUACCACUUGAAGAAGUUCCACGACGCUGCGACGUCGCAUUACCUGCGUGCUUCGGAUCUCUUCCACAAGACCCCGUGUCGUGCGCCCGCGCUGUUCCUACUGUCCCGUAGCGACCCCGUAGGCGCCGAGCGGAGUAACCGCAGCGUGCAUGAUAGCUGGGUCAACCUGGGCGUCAAGUGCACGUGGCACUGCUGGGAGCGCUCGCCGCACGUGCUGCACUACAACAAACACCAGCAAGAGUACCUCCAACUUCUGCACGACCAUCUGACUGCGCGGGAGUUGCUCGCGAACCCGGAUAAGAUGCGUGCGCGUGCCCCGGUCAUGACGUCAUGACCGGGCCUCGGGAGCAGUGGCAGUCACCAAUAGGAUUGCGUCUAGGAGGUCAAUUGGCUUAAUUUUGCCCUAUAGAAAUUUAAAAUUAUUUAUAAAAUGCUGCGAC